Messenger RNA from Microthlaspi erraticum, 2679 nucleotides. NCBI's taxonomy places the organism in Eukaryota, Viridiplantae, Streptophyta, Magnoliopsida, Brassicales, Brassicaceae. The record is from the annotation of a GenBank genome assembly.
AUGGCUUCUUCUUCUGCUCAUUCUGCUCACGUUAAGAGAUUCCAUGGUGCAGAUGUCCGUAAAGGGUUUAUGAGUCAUUUACACAAUUACUUUGCAAGCAAAGGGAUCACCACGUUCAAAGAUCAAGAGAUCGAGAGAGGACAUACGAUCGGCCCUGAACUCGUGAAAGCCAUUAGAGAAUCCAGAGUCUCCAUCGUUUUGCUCUCAGAAAAUUAUGCUUCUUCGAGCUGGUGUUUAGAUGAAUUGGUUGAAAUCUUGAAAUGCAAACACGCUUCAGGGCAGAUCGUGAUGCCCAUUUUUUACGACGUUGAUCCGUCCCAUGUACGGAAACAAAAGGGAGAAUUCCGAAAGGCAUUUGAGAAAACUUGUGAAGGGAAAACAGAGAAAGAACAGCAGAGAUGGAUCAAAACUUUGGGAUAUGUAGCAACCAUAGCUGGAGAGCACUCUCGUAACUGGACUGAUGAAGCCGCCAUGGUCGAAAAACUUGUUACAAGUGUUUCCAACAUACUGAAUGUUACUCCGUCGAGGGAUUUUGAUGGUGUUGUGGGAAUGGAAGCUCACUUCAUAGAAUUGUACUCUUUGCUAUGCCUAGAGUGUGAUGAUGUUAAGAUGAUUGGAAUUUGGGGUCCUGCAGGAAUUGAUGAGCUAGAGAAACUAGAUGCUUUGGCUAGAGAACGUUCUUGGUUUGGUUUCGGAAGUCGAGUCAUUGUUACCACACAAGAUACAAAUAUUUUGAAGGCACAUGGGAUAAAUGACAUAUACCAUGUGGAUUUUCCAUCCAAGGAAGAAGCUGUAGAGAUCCUAUGUCUAUCUGCUUUCAAACAAAAUCACGUACGAGAUGGUUUCGAAGAGGUUGCAAGUAAAGUAGCUGAGCUUUGCGGUAAUCUUCCAUUAGGACUUUGUGUUGUGGGUUCAUCUUUACGUGGCGAGAGCAAGAACGAGUGGGAACUUCAGCUAUCUAAGAUCGAGUCUAGUCUUGAUAGAAAGAUUGAGGAUGUGCUAAGAGUGGGAUAUGACAAAUUUUCGAAGAAAGAUCAAUCUCUAUUUCUUCAUAUUGCAUGCAUCUUCAACGAUCAUUAUUUUGAUGAUGGUUUGACAACUAUGCUUGCUGACAGUAAUUUGGAUGUCGAAAAUGGACUCAAGACCCUAGCCGUCAAAUCUCUUGUGCAACUCCCUUACAGGGGCACUGGAUCUAUCAUAGGUAUAUUACUUAAUAUGUCCAAGAUGAGCAAGUUCUCUAUAAGUGGGAAAGCCUUUGAAGGAAUGCGCAAUCUCCGAUUUUUAAGAAUUUAUGGAGAAAGUGAUACAUUGAGAAUACUAGGGGACAUAGAAUACUUACCUCGUCUAAGGUUACUCCAAUGGAAAUUUUACCCGAGAGAACGUCUUCCUCCAACUUGUCAACCAGAAUGUCUAGUUGAGUUGCAUAUGCCAUACAGCAAACUCGAAAAGCUCUGGGAUGGAGUCCAGCCCCUCCCAAAUCUCAAGGAGAUGGAUUUGAGCUAUUCCUUCAAGCUGAAAGAAAUCCCAAAUCUUUCCGAGGCUACUAAUCUCGAGAAAUUGACACUUAUGUCUUGCACAAGUUUGGUGGAGCUUCCCUCCUCUAUCAGGGAUCUUCACAAACAGAAAGAACUUUGGAUGACUAGCUGCAAAAAUCUACGAGUUAUUCCCAAAAACAUCAACUUAGCAUCUCUUGAGAGAGUCGAAAUGAAUGGUUGCUCGCAAUUGAGAACUUUUCCAGAUUUUUCUAGCAACACCAAGUAUCUUGAUGUAAGAGAUACAAAGAUAAAUGAUGUUCCUGCAUCCGUUGUUGGACGUCGGUCUUGUCUUGACGAGCUUUUCUUAGGCAACAGAAGCUUGACGAGAUUAACACAUGUCCCAGAAAGUGUAAGGUUAUUAUACCUAAGAAACAGUGAUAUAAAGAAGAUUCCAGAUUGCGUCAUAGGUCUCCCUGGGCUAGAGAUUCUUAAAGUCCAAAACUGCAGAAAGCUGGUGUCACUGCAGGGUCUUCCGCUUUCGCUUGUGCUACUCGAUGCAACUGAGUGUGGAUCACUCAAAAGCGUCUGUUUCUCAUUCUAUGAACCAAGAGCGUAUAUCACUCCCAACAACUGCAAGUGUGUUAGAUUGGAGAAAGACGCGAUAAGAGUAUCUUCUCCUUUCUACAAUCCUCGCAGAGAAUUCACCUUCCUCAAUUGUUUGUCACUUUCUGAAGAAGCAAGAAAGGUAAUCAUACGCCGAUGGGAUUACAUGUGUGUAUUGUUACCAGGUAAAAAGAUACCUGCAGAGUUCACUCACAGAGCCACAGGAAACUCUUUAUUCAUCUCUCAGGGGAAAUUCUCUGCGCCCUCAACAUUUACCGCUUGCCUCCUGCUUUCCCCAGCCAAACGGGUUCGGUGGAACCCUCAAAUUUUUUGUCGUCUAAUAAGCAACGGAGUUCUCAUCAGUGAACUUCUCUACCACUCUACGAGAUCGUAUAAUGACCUCCUAACUGAACAUCUGUUAGUAUUUUCUGGGGCCCUGUUUAAAGAGCACAUAUGUCUUGAAGAGGACGCAACUACGAGCGAGAUUCAAUUUGAAUUCAUAUGCGCGGGGAACGAUGACACGAUUAUUAAGUGUGGUGUACAGAUUUUGAUGAAGCCGUUGAGGUCUCAAAAGAUGAAAGCAGAGUGGCGAGAGGAGUAG